AUGUACAAACUCGUUAUCUUCGAUUUCGACGGCACGAUCUUCGAUACCUACGAUGCUAUCGAGCACUCCGUUCUCCUGACAUUCAGCACUCUCCUCCCCGGGUUCACCGCGCCUCUUGAUCAAGUGCGUCGACUUGUUUCCACGGGCGCUCCUCCCGGAAACACGUUCCGAAGUCUUCAUCCCGACCCAAAUAUCUUUGACGAGGAUCAUUGGGUCAAGACAUAUCGCGAACUGUACGCUGCCCACGGCCAACAGCGCGCCAAACCAUUCCCCGGUGCCGAGCUGGUGCUUCGCUCUUUGCGCGCUCGCGACAUUCCCAUUGUUAUCAUCAGCAAUAAGGGCGUGGAAGCUUUGAAGUCGGCUUUGACCAAGACUGGCUUGUUGGGAUACUUUCCCGAGCCCUUCAUCUUGGGCGAUGGCAUUCCCGGGGUUACGCGGAAGCCCGAUCCUUCCAGCUUCACGGACGUGAUGUUGCCGAGGUUGAAGGAACUUUAUGGGGAGAGAGGGGGCGAGGUUCUCAUGGUCGGCGACACCCGGACUGAUAUUCAAUUCGCGCGCAAUAUCGGAGCAAAGGUUUCCUGGUGUCGAUAUGGGCAGGGUGACAGCGAAGAGUGUGGUCGCUUAAACCCCGACUUUACCAUCGAUUCGGUGAUUGAUCUGCUGGGCAUUGUGGGUGUUCCAAAGAUAGAGUGA
Messenger RNA from Aspergillus melleus, 693 nucleotides. RefSeq names its product HAD family hydrolase. Bases 1 to 693 code for a protein of 230 amino acids. The record is from RefSeq and is a predicted model, not a curated record. The transcript has a single exon. Gene Ontology annotation, biological process: dephosphorylation; DNA repair. Gene Ontology annotation, molecular function: phosphoglycolate phosphatase activity. NCBI's taxonomy places the organism in Eukaryota, Fungi, Ascomycota, Eurotiomycetes, Eurotiales, Aspergillaceae.